This is a messenger RNA of Musa acuminata subsp. malaccensis (wild Malaysian banana), 1565 nucleotides long. RefSeq lists its product as uncharacterized. The record is from RefSeq and is a predicted model, not a curated record. Lineage: Eukaryota; Viridiplantae; Streptophyta; Magnoliopsida; Zingiberales; Musaceae.
AAGAGAUGGGGCGCGCCGCAGUCUCCGACGCGGAGCCCGGCACCGACUGCCCACCGCCGGACCCCAACCCCAAUCCCCGGGCGCGGCGCCCUCCGGUCCGCGGUCUUCGCCCUCGCCCAUUUUCGCUUGAAGGCGCCGCGAUGGCGAGGAAGAAGGCGGAGUGGGAAGCGGCGUCGUUGCUGCAGCGUUUUAAGCCUUAUCCCUACCUUCCCUUCCCAUUCCGAACCCCGAUCCCAAACCUUCAUCUUGGAUUUAAUGAUGAUCUUGGCCGUGGGGUUCACCCAUCCCCGCCGAGAGACACUCCGCCGACGGAGGGAAGAGCGGCUUGUAGGCCGCAACAGUUUCGGCCGAAUCCAAACCUUGGUCUCGAAUCCCAUGGCUUGGCGCAGCCGCCUCCGCGUCCCAAUCUUGGCCGUGGUUUUCGCCCAUCGACGCCGAGAUACCCCGUGCCAGCGGAGAUGAGAGCGGUUUGGAGGCCGCGACAGUUUCAGCCGAAUCCAAACCCUGAUCUUGAAUCUCAUGGCUCAGAGCAGCCGGGUCCGCGUCCCGAUCUUGGCGGUGGCCUUCGCCCAUCGCUACCGGGGGUGCCUCCCGGCUUCGAAGCGGAAAAGUUAGCGGUGUGGCGGAAGGCCUUACGACUUUGGGAGCUCACACUGAAGCAUGAAUCACGGGAGAUGAUUGAUGAGGUAGAAAGCCAGAGGCGGGAGCUUAGGCAUCUUGCUGAGCAAACCCUGCAGGGACAUCGAGAAAAUUCAAAUGCUGGAGAAGUUACAUGGAACAAUUUGACAACUUGUCUGAAUGGAAUUAUGAAGGCAACAGAAGUUGUUAUGUGGUCAUAUUUGAUGGUUUGUCAAAAUCCAUUCCCUCAACAAGUACUUAGGACUGCUCCUUAUGUCGAUCCUGCGUGUACGAAUACGAGGAGUAUUGAUCCCACUCAUACGAGUCGAACAUUCUCUGAGCAUGUCGAGCUUCCGAGUGAGCCCUCUGAUUUCAUGAUCGAUCAAGUUUCCAGAUUUGAGAAGCAACUGAACAAGUGUCACCAGUGGCUUACAAAUUUGCAUCGACUGCUUAUGGCGGGUGCUAGCCAAACAUCUGCACAUUUGUUGCCUGUUUUCAGAGACGGCCAUAAUUUCCUCGUUCAAGUCGGCGACCAGGUGGACGCACUUGAUAGAGUGAGUCGUCAGUUGAUAAACAACUUGGAUUCCGUGCAGUCAAGAUUUCGGCGAUGAGCAUCAAAAGAGUGAUCCAGAUGGAUUUCUUUUCGAGGAAAUCAGGAGAUCAAUGUCCAACGUUAUCGAAGACCAAUCUGCUGCCGAAGAUGUUCAUCCAAGCUUCUUCAGUACUCCAAUGCCAUCAUACAUGGGUACAAUUUCUUCUUCUUCUUCUUCUUCUUCUUCUUCUUCUGUGUCCGCCGCUCCCACGUCUCCCUCGUGGGCAAGCAUGUUUAAAUCUUCUGAUUCUUCCAGCUGACCGGCAUGAAUCUGAGCUUCCCCCACACCUCUGUAUGCAACCGAACCAGUUGGUGUUUCUUGUGUUGGGGUUUGUAACUGGAGCUUCUCCAUCGU